AUGAUCGAUUCAGUGCAGUCGUUGACGAACUAUCCGUUGCCGCCGCCACAUCACCCAGUCGUCCUUUGCAGCAAGAUCAGCAGUAAGGAGAAGAUGCCAAUCUUUGUCAAGCCCAAGCAGCUUCCGAUCCACAGGCCUUUCGGGCCCAGCCUCGAAGCGUCGGAGUGGGAAGACCUUCAGGCCACAUUGGCACAUGUGUCCAGAAUUGUAGAGACAGGGAUCUCCCAGGAAGCAGGCCAAGCAGCAUUGGACGUAGCAGAUGGGGCCCUAGUAAGGCACAUGGAGACGCACAUCUCGCAGGUCACAGAUACUCCAAAGCAGAGGUCCACCACUCGAGGAGGACCACCAAUAAUAAAAUGGAUACCCUGA
Messenger RNA from Prorocentrum cordatum, 369 nucleotides. Lineage: Eukaryota; Dinophyceae; Prorocentrales; Prorocentraceae. The record is from the annotation of a GenBank genome assembly.